AUGAAUGAGAAGAAACCAAAAGCUGUGACGAUUUCUUCUAAUCUUGCUAAACCGAUUGAUAGAAAACAAGAAAAACCUGUUCUAAUUUCGUAUACUACAGGUGAAGAUGACAAAAAUCAAGAGGAUAAUGUUACAUAUUGUAAUAAUGCCCAAGAAUGUAUUCAAACUAUAGAACAGUCCUCUCUACCAGUUUUUCUCAUUUUAAAUAGUUCAUCAGCAACUGAUAUUCUUUCUCGUGUUCAUUCAUUAAAGAAAAUCGAUACAAUUUUUGUUUAUUGCAAAACAUCACGAGAACAACAACGAUGUCAAUAUCUUUGUCAACAUUAUUCAAAAAUAUUUGAUCUAUUCACUGAUCGAAAGCAAUUAUUUCAUACUAUUCAAGAAAAUGUUAAUCUUUAUCAAAACCAAUCUGGCAAUGAUUAUCUUCGUUUAGCUGAACGGUAUAAAGAGCAAAAUGAAUUGAACCGUGCACUAAAAUAUACUCAUAAAGCAUUGGAUAUCUAUCGAAAGACACUUUCAAAUCCAAAUCAUCCACUAAUUGCUCGAUGUUUAAAUAAUCUUGGUGCAAUUUAUGAUACUCAAGGAGAUGCCAAUCGAUCAUUUGAAUAUUAUGAACAAGCUAUCAAAAUCUACUCCCAUUUAACACCAUCCUUAUCGAAUCAACCCGUAUCGAAUUUCAUGAAAAAAUGA
Molecule: messenger RNA, 690 nt
Organism: Rotaria socialis
Lineage: Eukaryota; Metazoa; Rotifera; Eurotatoria; Philodinida; Philodinidae
Source: the annotation of a GenBank genome assembly